Ilex paraguariensis (yerba mate) is the source of this 435-nucleotide messenger RNA. NCBI's taxonomy places the organism in Eukaryota, Viridiplantae, Streptophyta, Magnoliopsida, Aquifoliales, Aquifoliaceae. The record is from the annotation of a GenBank genome assembly.
AUGACCGAAGGAGAAGGCAGAGCUUGUGCUCUGCAGGAAGCUAGUAAGACAAGGGUCACUGUAGGGCAUGGUAGUGUUGGCGAGGCUCAGGAGGCCGAGCAGCUGGGCAAACAGUUAGGCAAGAUGAGGGAGGAGACCAGGGAAGCGGGUGCGCUGGGGCAAGCACCGUUGGGUCACGCAAAGAAAACAAGCUCUGGGCGUGAGCCUGGUGUUGGUGGGCAAGCUGGCUGUGUACGCAAGAGAGUGGUUGCGUUGUCUGGGCACACAGGAGGAGCUGUUGCGCUGACUGGGCAUGCAGGAAAGGCUGCUGCGCUAGGUGAGCAUGCCGAGGCGUUGGGCAUGGCACAAUUAGCCAUGGGGGUUACUUGGCGUAGUCAGACCUUAUUUGCACCAGGUGUUAAGCAUUGGAGAGUUGCGGCAACGAGGCGGCAGUGA